Molecule: messenger RNA, 4109 nt
Organism: Orussus abietinus
Lineage: Eukaryota; Metazoa; Arthropoda; Insecta; Hymenoptera; Orussidae
Product: sialin
Exons: 9
Coding region: 110-1687 (525 amino acids)
Biological process (GO): monoatomic anion transport; transmembrane transport
Cellular component (GO): plasma membrane
Molecular function (GO): transmembrane transporter activity
Source: RefSeq, a predicted model, not a curated record
GUUAACGGAACGCUCCGGAGUCAUCAAACCUCGGAGUGACGUGCACCAGGUCGUAAAAUGUGCCGGAAAUACAGGUGUUCUGCUCCAAAUAUACGGAUAUUAAAUUAACAUGGCGGCGUUGGUGCGGCUUAAGAGGAGCAGCGUCCAGCUCAGGCAUGCGGCACUCGAGAUGAAGGCGGCUGUGCGAGCGCGCCACAUUGUGGCAUCGCUCGUUGCAGUGGGAUUUGCUCUUUGCGGUGCGGUGGAAGUCAGCUCGUCGGUGGCACUGUUGGCCAAUCAGAAGGACAAUCAUGCCAUCAUCGAUACGUCCUGGCAUUGUGACAUGCUGGUCAACAUCAGUAGCAGGAACCGAACCGAGGACUUCGAGUUCAUCCUCCUGGAGCUGCCGCAAGAAGAACGCGCCGAGUCCAUCAUGCGCGAGGCCUUUCUAUGGGGCCAAGUGGCAGGACCAAUUCUGGGAGGAUGUCUGGUAUGGGGCCGAUCAGGACCCUCCAUGGUGUUCUCCCGAGCAGUCCUUAGCGCCUGCCUGGCGUCCCUCCUGGUACCUGCAGCGUGGAGAGGACCUUCCCAUGUUGCCCUUCGACUCUUCCAGGGACUCUGCACGGGAGCGACGAUGCCUGCGGCGCACAUGCUUGCCAUGACGUGGUUCAAGAGCAACGACAGAAGUUCCUACUUCAGCUGUUACGCGGCUGUCAGCGUGGGAUAUUGCGUGACCGGAUGGCUAGGUACUGCGGUGGUGCGUUCGCUCGGAAGGGACUCGUUAUGUUACGGUCUCGUAAUCCUCGCCUUGUGUUGGUACUUCACCUUCGGUCGUUUCGUCAAGGAUACCCCGAAGUCAUAUCAACACGACACAAACGCGGCAGUGAUACCGUGGGGAAAAUUACUAAGAUCCGUCCCCGUAUGGGCUUCAGCUGUAGCCACUAUGGGGAACCAAUGGGGCGACGCGACCCUGGCUCUGGGCAUGACCAAGUACCUCAAGCUCAUCUACGGAUUCUCCACAGCUAACGAUUCGGUGCUGACCACGUUACCGCACAUUGGGCACUUCAUGGCUGCCCUCACUUGCGGUCUCCUGGUGGACCACGUCCGGGAAUCUGAGAUAGUUUCUACAACAACAGCGAGGAAAUUAGUCGUGUACACGGCGCACUUCAUCCCAGCUGCUCUCCUCUUCGUCGCUGGGUACGCAGGUUGCCAGGCACUAGGUGCAGCCUGGCUGGGGAUCGCAGCUCUUCUGGUAUCCGGGACUGCCCCUGCAGGUGCACUUGCUGCAAUUGCGGACCUUGCACCUGAAGAAUCUCCUGCUUGUGCAGCAGCGGCCUGCGCCCUCUGCUCCACCCUCGGUGCAGCGGGAUUGCUCGCAGCAAAUUAUUUUGUCACUCAGGCUCUUCAUGGCUCUAUCGCGGGGUCAUGGAGACUGGUCUUCGGUGUAGCAUCCGUGGUGUUGCUGACGACGGCUGCUGUCUUUUUGGCACUUGGCAAAGGUGUACCUCAACCAUGGAUUCCAUCAGUUGCACGACCCAGAAGUCAUGACGUCAUUUACGAGCAGGACGCCCUGGAACUGGACUACGAGGACGUCGGCGUGCAGACUGAGCCUUUCAAUCCUUACAGAAUCGACGAGGACGAGGAGAGUCUUCAUGGUGGUCCCCGAUCUGUUUCGGUACAUUCCAAUGACUCCAUUGUCUCGAUCUGAGUAUCAAGAUCACUUCAAGAAUUCUGUUUCUCACGAAGUGGUGUUUCGUUUUGACGUGAAUCAUCAAUGACGAUGAUAGAUGAUGAAUGACUCGGUUGCAAGUAACUUAAACCGAGACCGAGUAGAAGUGCUUCGAUGACGGAAACAAAGUUCGACGUUUCAGAAAUAUUCAUUUGAGAUGAUUCAAAGAUCGACGUUGAAGACUUCUGAAGAAGUAAUUUUUUUAAAGGAUGACACCCUGGACAUCGAAUGAUCUUGUCACAGAACGUUGUAAAUCUCAAUUUCCAGGAUUAUGUUCCCUGGAAUGGAUACCAAGUAAUUUUAUUAUCAAUGUACAGAUAGUCACUAUCUGUAUUAAGUAUCUUAGAGAAGUAUAGCAGCCUACCACCGUUCGCUGACAUUAAAAAAAAUAUAUACAUAUAUAAUUAUUCAAGCUGAGCAAGUGAACCAUUUUUAUACGUAUUUCCGAUAUCAUUACGGGAAACUUUCUAUUAUUAAACCUGUAAAACCUGCGACUACCGUAGAAGCAUAAUUUUUAUCAGUACGCCCUGUAACUAGUAAUGAUCAGGGGAAUCUUUAUUUAUAUGACGCGUCAAGGGAAGACUAUUUGCACAUUGACGUAUUACCAUUUAAUAAUAUCUAAGGUAUAGAAUUUCUUAUACAGUGAGAAAUACGAAUACAUAUAGUGUAAAUAUACAUGCACGGCGUUACUAGCCAUAAACUUAUCGUAUCGACGUUACCUCGGAUUUAAAUAAACGAAUCUUUGUUAAGUUGUAAAUACCGUAAUUCAGGUCUUUGGCGAGUUCCCGGAUGCUGUUCUUUGUAUUAAUUUUCUUUGGUAGGUUAUUCGACAAGACCAGAUAUUUACAAAAAUCAAGUUUAUUCAUCAAUUUUAUAGAUAUACACCUGUUAUGUAGAAAGUUUCAUCAUCGUUUACACAUUUAGAACUCGAUGAGGCAUCUUGUCGAUUGCCGUUGUAUAGUACAAGAGUCCUUCCAAAGAGCUUGUAAUCGACCGGGUGCCUCAUUGAGCUUACAUCAACCACGAGGUGUACUUUUAUUGGGUCGGGUAUUUAGAAACACUAUUUUAUAACGUUAUUCUGUUUAUAAUCAUUUUAAUCUUGACACUUAAGUCUUACCGGUACGGUAGUAUAGAUGCUAUAUGAAUCUGUUUCGUUGAAUGUCACUUAAAAGUGGUGGUCGCUUUUAUUGCUCCGGAAGUAAAGCAACAUUUAGCGAUUACUUAAUAUAUCGCUGUAAAUAUCGGUUAUGACAUCGCGUAACUAUUUCAGUUAACAUACAUACGUUCCACGAGAAAUUAGCUUCCAGGGUUUACAUUUAUUGCGGGUAAUUCACGGUUUAAACAAGUCCAUUACUUGCGAAAAAUGCGGCGUGUAUCGCAAAAUGUUGAUUUCCUUCUUUUCGACGAGCACGACCCCCUGUCUUUUUCUUCAAAGUCUCAUAACUAUUGUACACGGACAAACAUUGGUUAUCUCCUUAGGUCAUAUGAAAUUGUCGUUAAGGUCUUCUCAACUUAUUAAAGGGUUACGUUUAACUAUGGCAGUAUGUAGAUAGUAUAUAUGAAAAAAUUAUACUUUAAAAAGAAACAUGUUAAGCAGUAGAAAAUGACGUAGUUUGUACCUAAGCAACCUGAAGAAAAUAAAGCAAAUUUGUCAUAUACUUUGCAAAAAUUGCUGGUAUCCAAGGAGAGAAAUGGCUCUUACAAUCACUAAUUGAUUCUGAAUAUUCAAAAACGAUAAUAAAUGAACUCUACCCGAAUUAGAAUUGAUUUUUAAAAAACAAGAAUAAUUCUUAUAUCUAAACAAAACUUUCUGCAUCUGAGAAAUUACACAAUUAAUUACUCAAAUAUUUGCAAAUGGUACCAAAAGGCAAAAUAUGGCGUUAAAAUGCAAAAUGCAUACAGCUUUUAGGCCUUUCAAAUUAAGUUUUGCCUCGCUCGAUAAAUUUCCAUUAUUGUUCUGUUCAAGAAUCUAUUGCCAGAAAUAUAAUAAUUGUUCUGAUAAUGACCAUAUAGCAGGUCCGAGCUACGUUUUGCGAGGUUGCUGUUUUUUAUUCAAUUAUGACUAUUUUUCUAUACACAUGGCUCUGCCAUGUGGUCAUUAAUGAUUCCGAUAAUUAAUAGAAUUGUAUAAUAUAUAUAGAUGACAUAUAUUUAAUUUAAAACCUGCCCCACACAACACAUAACACCCUCAAUAUUUCCAGUGCAUGUUAAAAACUGUCAAAACAUGUCAAAUCCUUUAGAAACAUCUAUCGAAUGUUUAUAUGUUGUAUGGGUUUAACAUCUCAUUCUAAUUAUCAAUAGUAUUUAACUUUUUAAUCGUUAACAAAUUCUCUGUAAAGACGUUCAAACAAUAAGCCACUGCCUCACGGAGUAGCUUUAAAAUAAAAUCAUGUGUACAUAA